AUGGGAUGUUCAACGAGCGCGACAUCCGGCAAAGGCAGCGGAACUCGUUUAAUCGCAACGAAGCUUACAUUUACAUGUGAGCAAUUGGAAAAUCUCAAUGGUUUUUUUCGGAAAACAGUCGAAUCUGCUAUUAAUGAUACAGGUAAUUAUUAUUAUUAUAUGAAAAAAAUAGAAGCAAUUGUUGAGAGAUUAAUGCAACGUCUGUUAACAACGGUAGGAAAUUUAGAUCCCAGAUUUUCUUCAAUGUUUUUGGUAUCUUUGAAUGAAAAUCGUCGAGUCAAGCAAUUGAAAUUCGAGUAUUUACUCCGUAUUGAUGCACUCUCAAGUCCAUCGAUCGAUCCGAACAUAAAUACAGCAACAGUAGUAAGUGUAGAAGAAGAUGCAGCUUUACCAGGAUUUGCAAGACUUGGUAUUCGUGGAGUAGACAUUGAAUCGUGGGUUGAGUUUCUCGGUCCUGGUGGAAGAUUGAGGAGAGAUCUCGUGAAAGCCAAACUCGUAAACUUAUUGGCAGCUGCUACAAAACAAGAAACAAUUAAUAUGAAUGAACGAACGUGUCAAUCGCCUGGACAAAUAGUCGAUGCAGAAACACUUGAUAAAAUUCUCAAACAACCUGAUCACUGUCGUAUAUUUUACGGACCUGCUGCUGCGGAAAAAGAGCUAUUGCCGGGAGAUUAUCGUAUAGUUUUGGUGGAAGAUGCUUCUGGAAUACUCAUACGCAUCGGUUUUAAUGCUUUCAAAACACGUGAUGUUGAAGUAAGAUUACUGAUCGGUGUCGGUGUAUCAUUGUGGUCAUCGUUAGCUGAUUAUCCAGGUCGUAUUCCAUUGUAUCAUUGUGAUGCCCUGCUUCAUUAUACUGCCGCUCAGAGUGGGAUGUACGCAGUGGCAGUAGGUCCUUAUCCCAGUGCUCGUUGUGAGGAUCGUGCAACACUUUGGCGUCUUCGUGCUCCAGCUGCCGAGACAAUCAUGAGUCAGCAUUAUUCAGACGAAAGUGUACCAACGUUGACGGAAUCUGUGCUCAUGUAUAUAUUAGAUCAACUACGUGGGAGAUUACCAUUAAAUUUAUCCAUGAAACAAAAAGACAUACUGAGAGUGGUAACACGUCACAUUGUACGUACGAUACACUGGUGGUCACUAGAGAGAGCAGGGCCAGAUCCUCUAAGGGGUUGGUCUCCUGACAGUCUCUCACGUCACGUUUUGCUGGCACUCGACGAAUUGGUCACUGCCCUCAGGUGUCAGAGUUUGCGGUGUUACUUUCAUCCACGUUGCAACGUGAUGUUGCAGUGUGCCAAAGGAGGAAUUCUUCACCAUGAAGAUUCUUAUGUCUCAGAUGCACGUAUUUUGGAAUUGUAUCUACUUACCCUUCACCAGUACUCGUUGAACUUGACUUCAGUAGAUCCUCGACCAAGUGACAUUCUCGAGAGUGAACUGAUUGUGCGCUGGCGCCACGUAAUGGCCUCUUUACCUCGUGGAACUAUGGGAGGACACUAUGGUUACAGUACCCGACAAUUGACGUACUUAGGACUUGUUAUAAACCAAGUUCUCAAAGUAAAAGAACUCGCAAUGCAGAAUUUAUUAAAUGAGUGUUCAUUUUUGAAUUUGUCACUGAGAACCGAUGCGAGAUCCAGCCCAAUUGAAAAUUUAGUUUAUUUACUAACUUUAGUACUGAAACAAGCAAAGGAUCAGAUCUACGCAAUAAUAGAUCGCCAGCAAAAACAUAUGAAAUAUAGUAAUAAAAAUAAUUCAACAUACAUAUCAUCGAAAAUGAAGAAGCAGUAUCAUACAACGUACAAUUAUUUCGAACAUUCAGUGGAUAUAUUAAUUGACAUAGUUCGCCGUGAUCGUGAGACGGCAUAUACUGAUCUGGAGAAUGACGCAAUAAUGUCAAAGAGUCUCUUGAGAUGGCUGUACUUUGGAAUGGAAUACGACAAGAAAGUCCUCGGGCAUAUUCUCCGACCAUAUCUGGGUAAUCUCUUCAACUCGUCUCACGAGAAUGCCUGGCACGUGGAAUCCUGGCGCAAGCGACAAGACAUUUACAAUACUGAAAUGCGAUCAUUGUCUCUCUUUUGUAAACUAGUAACAACUCAAGAGGUAUCACCGGCCAAUGGUAUUGUUGAAUCGUUGUCCAAAGGCUGGUCUUGGGCAGAGCAGACAAUCAACAUGAUUGAACGAUCUCCAGCAGAACAUGGUUUGAGACUAGUAUUCAUUACACCUGAACAAGUUAUGAAGUACAGUUUGACAUUUACCAACAAUCGAGGACUAAGUGCUUUUUCAAGUUGGAGCAAAGCUCGUAAUAUUGGUAAUGCUACAAGACGAGCUACUAUUGCAAGGACUACUAUGAUUACUGCUACUGACUCUUUACCUAAAGCCACAAAUGUUCAUCUUGAUAAAAUCAAUAAAGAUCAUGCCAGUCAUGUUGAUCUGCGAGACUCGAGUCCCUUGACGUACGUCGUUUCGAUAAAUCGUCGACGGGGUCGACAACGAGGCCCUGGAGGAUUAAUACCAGCUCUUGUAACUCUCAAUAAAUUUCGGAUACUUCAAGAGGCUGCGGCUGUAUUACCUCAUGAAGAGAGAAUCGCAAUGCUGGAUGUAGUUCAAAGGGUAUCUAGGGAGGCGUCCCGACGUCUGCGAAAAACUAGCUGUCCAGAUCUGAGUGCUUCAAACGGCCCGAAGCAAACGUAUACGCCCAGAUCGGACGUUGAAUUAAUGGAAACCCCAUUAUCACGUUUAUCACCGAACUCUCGUCAGCGUGGAAUAAUAGAUGAACAUCAAAAGCAAUUGCGUCGUGAAAUAAUGGAGAUACAUGAUACAUUAACGCGUGGAUUGAGGCCGAGAAAUUGUAUCCCAGCAGCAUGGGAUUCAACUUCAAUGCUCACUUGGACAUCGUCUACUCGGUCAGCCGGCAAAAAUAGAUUCAGGAGAAAUCGAAAUCCUGUUUGGGAUAGUAUCAGAGGUACAUCGACGAUGUGGGACCGGAUUAGUACCGAUGGGAAUUUUGUCGCUAAGAGUAAAUCUGAUGAGAUGUUAAGCCGGGAGGAGUCACCCAAGUGGAGUAACUCGAAUAGUCGUCAGUCAAGAAGUGAAACGGGUCUUAGCGAAGAUGAGAUAUUACCAUCCUGGGAUUUUCUUGAGUCAACACUUAAUCGAAAGCUCCUUCAUUACGACCGAACAGUCUCCGAUCCUGAAGAUACCGUCAGAGAUAAUAUAUCAAUAAUAUAAUAUACCAUUUAUAUCGUUAU
Messenger RNA from Microplitis demolitor, 3236 nucleotides. RefSeq lists its product as uncharacterized. The coding region runs from base 1 to 3216 and encodes 1071 amino acids. The record is from RefSeq and is a predicted model, not a curated record. The transcript has 14 exons. NCBI's taxonomy places the organism in Eukaryota, Metazoa, Arthropoda, Insecta, Hymenoptera, Braconidae.